GAAGCCUAAUUUUCUUUACCAUUUUCUUCGGUUACUACCAUUACACAACGCAAGUUCAAAGACACUGAAGGGGUUGUGGAAAUUUAUGAGCGGUUAAUGUCAUUAUUCAACUCUCUUGAGAUUCUUCGUGUUCCUUUCUUUAGGCAACAAGCGUCUUAAUAUCUCCAACCCUAAAGCACACAACCACACCAUCCUCCGAUGUUACCUACAAAUCCUUCUUAACCUUUCCACCUCCUGCUUCACAAUCCUCACAAUCGAUCUCUGCGAGAGAGAAGAAGUGAAAACCGACAAGGAGAAAAGGAGACACCGGCGAUGAUUCCGGUCACGGAUGCGGGGGUUGUUCUGGUCGAGAGCCUAGGUUUUUCAAUCUCUACAUCCAAUCUUGCUUUAGACUUCAAGUAGCAUGAUCUCACAAAUCAUUUUUCACUUCAACUUGUUCACCAAGCCACAGAUUUCUCACCUAGGGUUCGCACAAAUCCCCAAAUUGUGUCCAAUUUUCAACGAUUUCGUUUCUCUAGCACUACAAUUGAAUCUGAAAUGUUAUUUGAUAUAAAAGUUAGAUUAUUUUGGGAUUCAAAGUGGCGAUGGCAGUUACCCGAUGGUUACAGCUCCGACCAAUGAUGGGAUGCGGUAGCUUAAUCGGCUCAUGGUUCCUGAUUGAAGGAGAAACCAAGAUUCUCAACAAAGUGGAAGAUGACACUCACUGAUGCACUAUGCAAAGAGAUCGGACCCCAUGAACUUAAUCUUCAAUCAAAGGUUCUUGAAAUGUCCUACAACUGCGAUGGUAACGCGGUUGGUAAUUGGUCAAUAUGUUGUGCUCCAGAUCAAAACAAACAAUUUCAGCAAUCUUUCAAUGCUGUGAUCAUGACUGCCCCACUUGGCAAUGUAAAAGAAAUGAAGAUUACAAAGAUCGGAAGUCCAUUUCCGCUUAAUUUCAUACCAGAGGUGAGUUAUAUGCCAAUAUCAGUAAUAAUCUCGACUUUCAAGAAAGAAAACGUGAAGCAGCUCCUCGAGGGUUUUGGAGUUCUUGUUCCAGACAAGGAGCAGAAAAAUGGUUUGAGGACACUAGUUAUUACUCUCUGCAUAAACAUGUGGAGUAUAUGGCUAGAGAAAUACAACGGGGAGCCAAUUCGGUCGAAGGAGAACACUUUGGCAGGUAGCCGAAACAUUGCCUAGCGUCGUACUACAAAAGAUGAAGGCUCCACCUAAACCAGACGAUGUGCCCCUGAUUCGUCCAGAACAACUUGUCGAAGCUGAUGGAUUCCUGUUCGGGUUUCCUUCUCGUUUUGGUGUUAUGGCAGCCCAAUGUAAAGCUUUCUUUGAUGCAACUAACAGUUUGUGGGAAACUCAAGCACUUGCUGGAAAACCGGCUGGGAUCUUCUGGAGCACAGGUUUUCAUGGUGGAGGCCAGGAACUGACAACGUAAAUUCAUGUCGAUUUUUGAUAAGUUGAUUGUGUUUGAUUUGACCCGUUGAGAUAAAACAUAAUCCAAAUCACAAUGACCAGUUGAGAUAAAACAUUACCGAAAUCAUAUCGACCCCUUGAUAUAAAACAUUACCCCAAAUCGUAUUGACCCGAUGAUAUAAAACGUUACCAAAAUCACAUUGACCCAUCAAGAUAACACAUAACCAGGAUCAUAUUGACCCGUUGAAACUAAACAUAACCAAGAUCAUAUUGACUUGUCGAAGUUAAACAUAAACAAGAUCAUCUUGACCCGCUGAGAUUAAACAUAACCAGAUCAUAUUGACCCGUUGAGAUAGAAAUAUAACCCAAAUCAUAUUGACCCGUUGAGAUAAAAUCAUAAACCAAAUUAUGAGCAUGGGUUAGUGGUGGCUGGUGACUUGGACUGAGGGUGUGUAUUUGC
Molecule: messenger RNA, 1864 nt
Organism: Helianthus annuus (common sunflower)
Lineage: Eukaryota; Viridiplantae; Streptophyta; Magnoliopsida; Asterales; Asteraceae
Product: protoporphyrinogen oxidase, mitochondrial
Exons: 8
Coding region: 694-1176 (160 amino acids)
Molecular function (GO): oxidoreductase activity
Source: RefSeq, a predicted model, not a curated record